Messenger RNA from Cavia porcellus (domestic guinea pig), 5918 nucleotides. It is a transcript of the gene Tmcc1, whose product is annotated as transmembrane and coiled-coil domain family 1. The record is from RefSeq and is a predicted model, not a curated record. NCBI's taxonomy places the organism in Eukaryota, Metazoa, Chordata, Mammalia, Rodentia, Caviidae. Gene Ontology annotation, cellular component: endomembrane system. Bases 571 to 2520 code for a protein of 649 amino acids. Gene Ontology annotation, biological process: membrane fission; endosomal transport; endosome fission. The transcript is spliced from 7 exons.
GGCGCGGCGGCGGCUGAGGCGGCGGGGGCAGGGCCGGGAGGGCUUGGGGGAUGGAUCUGGCGCGGUGGCUGCGGCAGCAGCGGGGGCCUGAGCUCUGGAGACAGCGCUGCGGGAAGGCGGCUGCCCUCCGCUGCCUGCCGCUGGUGUUACCCUCUGGAGAAGAGGUACCUACAGUCAGCUCUUUCUGCAGAUGCUGAUGCUUGUUGAGCAGCUGGUCACAGGAUUUGGAAGACACAGUGUCCAUCCUCCCAAAUCGGAUCUCUUUUUAUAAGGAUCAUCUAUUUCUAUGUCUUUUUUUAAAAAAGAACUUUCUGAGAAACAUUUUGGAUUACAACUGUUUGUUCUCAUCUAUGCAAAGAAAGGAAGACUGUUCCUUGGAUUUUAAGGAGCUUUUCCUAAAGGAUUCCUGUGUACGCUAGAGGGUUUGAGGAGCAGCAGCAAAGAUAGUCAUGAAGCCUCCGUCUCACAGCUGCAUGCAUAGUCACUGUUGAAGCAAAUGCCUACCUAAUUUGAUGGUCUUGGUGUGUUUAAAAAUUUUUGAGUUUGCAAAUAAGCCUGUUAAAUCUACUGAUGGAGCCUUCGGGCAGUGAACAGUUAUAUGAGGAUCCAGAUCCUGGAGGCAGAUCCCAAGAUGCAGAGGCCAGGAAGCAGACAGAAUCAGAACAAAAGUUAUCUAAGAUGACCCACAAUGCUUUGGAGAACAUUAAUGUGAUUGGCCAAGGCUUGAAGCACCUCUUCCAGCACCAGCGCAGGAGGUCAUCAGUGUCUCCACACGAUGUUCAGCAGAUUCAGGCCGAUCCAGAACCUGACGUGGAUCUGGAUAGCCAGAAUGCAAGUGCUGAGAUUGAUGGUGUCCCCACCCACCCUACAGCUUUGAAUCGAGUUCUGCAGCAGAUCCGAGUGCCACCCAAGAUGAAGAGAGGGACCAGCUUGCAUAGUAGGCGGGGCAAGCCAGAAGCCCCAAAGGGGAGUCCCCAGAUCAACAGGAAAUCUGGCCAGGAGAUGGCAGCUGUGGCCCAGACAGGCCGGCCCCGGUCUUCUUCCACAACAGACGCUCCUACCAGUUCCACAAUGAUGGAUAUAGCCUGCGCAGCAGCUGCUUGUGUUCCAGGGGAAGAGACAUCUAUAGAACGGAUUGAGCGGUUGGAAGUAAGCAGCCUCGCCCAAACUUCCAGUGCAGUGGCCUCCAGCACUGAUGGCAGCAUCCACACUGAGCCUGCAGAUGGCAUCCCUGACCCUCAGCGCACGAAGGCAGCCAUUGCCCACUUGCAGCAGAAGAUUUUGAAGCUUACGGAGCAGAUUAAGAUUGCACAGACAGCCCGGGAUGACAACGUCGCUGAGUACCUGAAGCUUGCCAACAGCGCUGACAAGCAACAGGCUGCACGCAUCAAGCAGGUCUUCGAGAAGAAGAACCAGAAGUCUGCCCAGACCAUCCUCCAGCUACAGAAGAAGCUUGAGCACUACCAUCGAAAGCUACGAGAGGUAGAGCAAAAUGGGAUUCCUCGGCAGCCAAAGGAUGUCUUCAGGGACAUGCACCAAGGCCUGAAGGACGUGGGAGCCAAGGUGACUGGCUUCAGUGAAGGCGUGGUGGACAGUGUCAAAGGCGGCUUCUCUAGCUUCUCCCAGGCCACCCACUCAGCAGCUGGGGCCGUGGUCUCCAAGCCCAGGGAGAUUGCCUCGCUGAUUCGGAAUAAAUUUGGCAGUGCGGACAACAUUCCUAACCUGAAGGACUCUCUGGAGGAAGGCCAAGUAGAGGACGGGACAAAAGUUUUGGGGGUGAUUUCAAACUUUCAGUCCAGCCCAAAGUAUGGUAGUGAGGAAGACUGCUCUAGUGCCACGUCAGGCUCAGUGGGGGCCAAUAGCACCACGGGGGGCAUAGCUGUGGGGGCGUCUAGCUCCAAGACCAACACCCUUGACAUGCAGAGCUCGGGGUUUGAUGCACUGCUCCAUGAAGUCCAGGAGAUUCGAGAGACCCAGGCCAGACUGGAGGAGUCCUUCGAGACCCUCAAAGAGCACUACCAGAGGGACUACUCAUUAAUAAUGCAGACCCUGCAGGAGGAGCGCUACAGAUGUGAACGAUUAGAAGAACAACUAAAUGACCUAACAGAACUCCACCAGAAUGAAAUCUUGAACUUGAAGCAGGAGUUGGCCAGUAUGGAAGAGAAAAUUGCCUAUCAGUCUUAUGAACGGGCCCGGGAUAUCCAGGAGGCCCUGGAGGCAUGCCAGACCCGCAUCUCCAAGAUGGAGCUGCAGCAGCAGCAGCAGCAGGUGGUACAGCUAGAGGGGCUGGAGAACGCUACUGCGCGCAACCUGUUGGGCAAGCUCAUCAACAUCCUCCUGGCUGUCAUGGCCGUGCUCCUGGUCUUUGUGUCCACAGUGGCCAACUGCGUGGUCCCACUCAUGAAGACACGCAACAGGACGUUCAGCACUUUAUUCCUCGUGGUUUUCGUUGCCUUUCUCUGGAAGCAUUGGGACGCCCUCUUCAGCUACGUGGAACGAUUCUUCUCGCCCCCUAGAUGAUGCUGCCCAACACAGUGAUCCUGCCCACGGUGCACAUGGAGAGCAAGACAGCGGCCAGCCUGCUCAGGAGCCCCUGCAGCAGCGGAAGAGUUGAGUGAAUCUGUUUACAUUUAGAAUAAUGUUUUUUUCUUCAAGAGACGCAAUUGCAAUAGUAUUUUUUAGAUUUUAUCCAAGAACUUUUUUUGGGCGAAAAUCUUGGAUCAUUUUUAUGUAGCAUGAUUUCCUUGGGAUGCAAUCUUAAACAGUCCUUUAACAUGAACCCACAGUCAGGGCACCAUGAAGGGCAUUCAGAAUCGUGGCUUGAAGGACUGUACUCAGACUCCUGAAGAGAUAUGGAACCAGGCAGCACAGCAGUUACAACACCCUCCCUGCCCAGGCCCACUCCACGCCCAGGCUGACUACUGUGAAAUCUGACCACAUUCCAGGUCUGAAUGCUUGGAUCCAGGGUGAAAGGACACACACGUUCCCUGACUUCUCGCCCCAGUUGGCUACUGGUGCAAACCCUGGACACAUGCUCGCUGGUAAACACGGGCCCUGACCCUGCCAGGAGCCAUGAGGAGCCCAGAAGGACCCUGCACAGUCUGCAGUGUUGUGAAGUGGCCCUCUAAAUCCUUCGUUUUAAGCAAAAUCCCUUGGCCACACUUUUAAGGUUUUUUUUAUAUGUGUAUAGUUACCAACUUAAAAAUAAAAACCUGAACCGCAUACUUGAAGAAUGUAAUACUCAAACUCUCAGUGCUUCCUUAUGGUUUCUAAUAGGAUUUUUAUUAUUGUUAUUAUUAUUAUUAUUGGGUUUUUUUGGAAAGGGUUGGGAAGGUCUUUUAUUUUUCCUUUGAAAUAAAGAAGUGCUGUUUUUAAAUGAAGAUGUGUGAAUAUGUAAGUGUGCUGCCCCUCCUGUCCAGGACAGUUCAGGGAGAGCCUUGUUGUCCACACUGCCCUCUGCAGCCCCUGGCUCCAGAUCCAGCUUGCACUUCCUUCUCUGGCUGCUGCUGCUUUCUGGUGUCCUGCUGCCCCCACACAGCCACUUCCUGGGCGUGGCUUGUUUGGAGAGGCAAGAGGUAUUCAGGGAGAGGGGACUCUUUCUGCAGACCAGUGUGGUAGGGCUGGGACUGUGCUGCCCAGGUAAACGUUCCUCUGAUGACCUUGGGCUAGGAGUGUCAUUAGGAGAAAUCGAGACUGUGUUAUGAGGGACAUAAGUAAUUCCUCGUAUGCCCUUAAUUUAUUAACACCCCAAAUUACCAAAACCAAAGCGACAUGGAGUCUUCUGUCUGCAUUCUGGCCCCAGCACCCUCAUCGCAAAGCUUUAUUCUGUUUGCCUAAGAGAAUCAACUAAAGGGGAUUCUCCUGAAGAACAGAAAAGGAAAUGUCAGGUUAGAAGGACCCAGAUUGUGAGUGUGAAAUGUUGCCAGCUUCCUCCUAAUCAAGACAGACUUACUACCCUAACCCCGCUCAGUGGACUUUUUAUAGGCAGUAUAGAAAAUGAGCUGAGCCUUCUUCCCCACCCUGUAGCCAGCUCCAUCGACAUGGUGGAAUUUAAACUUUUAGAGCUUAUCUGGUUAGUCUUUCCCUAUUACCCUUAGUGUUGAGUCACAAAUGCUCUUCCUUCACAGCCUGGUUGUUUACAGCCUGGUUGUUUGCAGCCAUGUGACGCGCAGGGGCGCAUACUCUUACCAAGCCGAGCUUACUUUGCCUGUUCCCCAUGCCAGGACAGCUCUGGACUAGGUCAGCUGCCUGCCUGUCAGGACAGCUGACAUGACAGCUGCAGCCUCCUUGUGCUGUGGUGGGCUGGCCUUCUCAGCUAGCAUAUUGUCCCCAUAACCAUGUUGACGCUUAACUCAGGUACCCCAAUCCUCACCCGUCACCUCAUAGCACCCAGAGCAGGGACCAUAGGGGUGUGAUUUCUUCAAAAGGUGUUCAUGCCAAAACCAAACUGUCCCGGAGCCUGUGUGUUUCACAUGUUAACUUUGCCUGAAGAUACCGCAGUGACCAUAACAGGAGUACCAGAGGAUGACUUGACCCUGUCAGUCCAGCAGUUUCUGGUUUAGCUUAAUUGCUCAGAGUAGAGAAAGAUGCCGGCCAAGCUGUUGGAAAGAUGCUGUAGCUGCAGUCAGUUCCCCAAACACAACCUUUGAGGCUCCUGCUUCCCGGAGCUCGCAGGUUCACAGGCGCUAGAUAGAAAUCACAGUGACAGCAGUGAUGUGGUUCCCAUGGACUAAGGACAGUUUUUUCUCUCCAAGGAAGGUUUCACCUCUAGAAAAUCUCCCGGAGCCGUGCCAGACAGGCCAGGCUGAUCCCCUUCUUCCUCAGGCUGUCUUGGGAAGGAUGUCGGUGCAGCUCAGACACACGGUGACUCUCACUCUCAAGUCACCUGAUCACUCACAAGGCCCAGCGUAGUCUGUGUUUAAUGCUUUCUAAAACCCCUGUGUCUGUUUUCAUGCCUGCCCAUCCUUCCCACUGCCCAGCCUGGUUACCUUUGAGUUUCUCUGCAUCGUUCUUGGAUUCUCCCAUCUGUUCAGACCCCUUUUGAUAACUUCAUACUGUGGUCUCAUAUCUGUUUGGAGUGGAAAAUUCUCACUUCAUGCUUCUCUUUUUAAAAAGACAUUGCGCACCCCCUGUGAAAUGAAUCAUUCCUUGAUUGUGCAUCUGUGCUGCUGGUGCCAAGCCAGGUGAGCAAGGCUGGCUGUGUGGUAACUGGGCGUCCACUCAGUGCACCCAACCAGCAAGGAAGGCUUCCUACUCCACUGGCUCCUCACCAUCUAAAUGAAGGUGAAACCUUCCACGUUGUGAGUAGGUCUUCUCUCCUGUGUCCCACAGGGUGAGAUGGACUCCAGGAGGAGUGUGGGAAUCGAGCUUUCCUUGCUGGCCGUGCUUAGCGGAGGGCAUGCCAUGGUGUGGUCUUGAUGGCUUGUGGUUCUGUGUCCAACCACAUGUUUCACUGUGGUGCAGCCAGAAGAAUGCUGGCCUCCACAUGGAUUCUCACAGGGAGCUGCCCUUCAGCCUUGGGAAAUAGACAUCCAGAACCAGAACCAACAUUAGGAUCGACAAGCCGGCACAGACAAAAACAUGGUUCCUACACUACCACCCCCACCAAAUCCUGGGAUUUCAAGUGUGGCUCUGAGAGUUUUAACAUUUCUGUGUGUGGUGUAUGCUAGGGCACCCCUCUGUAGGGACUGACUACUAGACUGUGUUUUAUCCAAGUGUGUAAGAAUAAAAACUCACAUGCACGAAUUGGGAGUAUAGAGAUGACAUUUGUGAACGCGUGAACGUUAACACUGUAGUUGAUAGACCUUGAGCUGCUAAUUGUUGAGAGAGAAUUAAAUUUAUGUUCUGUCUGGUUGCUGCUGGUUGUCAGCAGCACUUUUAUUGUACAUACAAAUGAAAAUAAAGACCUCAGCUAUUAA